Messenger RNA from Theileria equi strain WA, 872 nucleotides. RefSeq lists its product as hypothetical. The coding region runs from base 1 to 666 and encodes 221 amino acids. Lineage: Eukaryota; Apicomplexa; Aconoidasida; Piroplasmida; Theileriidae. The transcript is spliced from 6 exons. The record is from RefSeq and is a predicted model, not a curated record.
AUGUCCUCUGAUAUCGCAGUUGGAAUUUUUUUGCAGCGAUUGUUGCACGAAAAGUAUAUGGAAGAUUCUAAGGUUGAUGUGUUACUCCAAAGUGUAAUUAGGGGAGUUGGGUUGAAUUUCACAACUAAAUCGUCAUUCAUUCAAUAUGCCAACAAUCUAUUAUCAGACGUUGGCUUUAUGCUUGUGAGAGUAAUAGUUGCUGGUAAACGAUACUACUCUUUAAAGGAUUUGGAUUCAAUUAAUAUCGGAGAAUCUAUGCAGAGCGAAAAUGCCGUUUAUCUGUUAUCGCAAGACGAUCUUAAAACACCCACUAGAAAGUUGAGGGACUUGCAAAAUAGCGAACUUGCUACUUUUACUCAAAAUUCAACUCUUUCAGAGUCCAGACAUGUUACACCAUUCAAGCUAUACGGAUCUAAAUUUACAAAUACUGAACUGAUAAUAUUCAUAGAUUGUAUUAAUACUAUCAUCGAGACAGGUAAACCACUUAGCCUUAAGAAUAAUGGAACAUUAAAUACAUGGUGUUAUGUCUGUAGUAAACGUUCACUAAUAGAUGAUUCCGCUCAAUUCGCACUCUUUUGUCGCUUCGAACGAAAAAAGUGGUUAGAAUACGAAGAUUCUGGGACAUCAAUUGCGCCGGGGAUAAGGUUCUACUUUGUAUGUUUAUAGUUUUUUGAGAUUGACUAAUUCAGGAGCUAACCGAUCUGUUUAACCUAAGGAAUAUUAAGACAUGUAAAUUUUGUAAUGGUCUUAUUAUAUACCAUGAAGUCAUCUGCAGCGUCUGCCAUAACAGUUUUCACACCAAUUGUAUGGAUACAAAUAAAUUAGAGACAGGAAACGAAAUCUGUUACAAUUGCAAUAAAUAGAUAUUUUAA